GGCGAAGUGGCCGCUGACAUACUAUAGGUAGCGAACUUGGGUCGCUAUACCAGAUAGUGACCUUUACUUUUCAUACCUAUUUUGCCUUUAUUAAAGAACAUUUGUAAUAUCUGUUUACAGCUGUUACUCAACCUAUAGAUAUUCUUGCUGAUUUUGAAGUGUUGGCUCAAAGGCUGUUGUAGCAACUACUCGACUUUCGAAGUCCCUGACAAUGUAUUUCUGUAGAACUCAAUUACACACUGCUGGGCUAGUCACAUUGCUUGUACUUUCCCUUGCGUUGAACUGUCAAGCUGCUCGACCAAGCGCGCCAUGGAUCGGGGCGGGCGAAAUCAUUGGCAAAACUCGCCGUCUUCUCCAGACCACUGGCGCUGAGUGUAUUGUCAAAGGCACUGCCAAGCUUGACAUCACAGGAGGCAUGUACUUAAGAGGAAGUAACGGGCUAAAAUGGUCAUUAGCCUGGUCUUCUUCUCCAGCGGGCGUUGGCGCGCUCGUGGCAGGCAAUCGCCUCAAGGUGGAUGGCAAGUGCGACAAAACCACCAAACCCUUCACGCUCUGGGCCAGACGCAUCACACUAGUUGCAGCGGGCAGCACAACACCAGGAAGCGGCAGCAACAGCAGCAGCAGCAGCAACAGCACCAACACUUACAACAGCAGCAGUACUUCUGGCGACAGCUGGUGGUACGGUAAUGUUACAGAGUUGACCCUUCCUCCUGCGGUUCCUCCAAGCUCUCCUCCACCACCACCACGCAGGGUAGCCAGGCGCCUUCCACCGCCCCCAAUUCAGACAAGCGACGCGUCCCCACCACCGCCCACGGAGCCCUCACAACCGCCCUCGCUGCCGUCGCCGGCGCCGCCGCCGCCCUCGCCGCCUCCGCCGUCCCCGCCUCCCCCACCUCCCUCGCCGCCACCACCGCCACCUCCCUCACCAAGCCCGGGGCCGCCGCCUCCUUCCCCACCUCCGCCUCCAUCCCCACGGCCCCCACCAUCUCCCAAACCCUCACCGCCUCCUAAGAAAAGCCCCCCUCCCUCUCCGAACCCGCCACCUCCGCCUCCCUCACCGUCGCCGCCGCCAUCUCCCUCACCGCCACCUCCCUCGCCGCCUCCUUCAACUCGGCCGCCUCCGCCCACUGGCGAUGUGGGUGGCCUGUCGAACCUGGACGCCUGGCCACCUCUUCCGCCCGCCAGCAAGACGGUUUACAAGCUGAACUCAUUGGUCAUGGCGAUGGAUUUGUGCGGCGAGAACGCGACCACCGACAUGCGUGUAGUGCAGGACCUCUGGUCGACCGCCCUUCCCGCCUUCUUCUACAAUGCAUCCUUCGGCGCCGUGACCGUACCCGUUGACCCGCAAUACAACCGCGUGUUGCACACACACGCCAAAGUGGACUGCUCAGGUGUGACCUCCAAGGGCGUUCCGUGGAGCGCAACCGGCUCUGUGGACGACGUGUCGCGGCUAGGCUGGGCGGAGGCGGCAGAUGCCUACGUUGCCAAGUACUUGGGUGUGGACCCCAGCCAGUAUCACCACCGCAUCUACUUCUGGCCGCCCAGCCUCCCCGCCGUGUCCUUCGGAACCACCCAGUGCCCCUUCGACCCAACUGCAAUCGUUCGAAUUUGGGGUGGCGGCUACAUAGGCGCCUUUGUUAACAUGGACAACAUCGUACAUGAGCUGGGUCACAAUCUUGGCUUGUACCACUCCAAGGCCUAUAACGACCAGGGCACGAUCGACGAGUACGGCGACACGUCAUGCCCCAUGGGCGAUGCGGGCGCCUUCCCGGUUCACUUUAACGCACCUCAGAGCAUUGCGCUGGGCUGGACCAAACCCCAGGCCGUGCUGCGGGCCAGCAACCUAGCAGCUGGCAAAUGGAACAGCUACAAGCUCCGAGGCAUCGCCGACUCGCCCGUCAGCUCGCUCCAGAUCUUCCCAGACAGCUGGAUGGCGUUCAGUGCCUGGACCUACCACGCUCAGAUCUACGUCAGCUUCCGACGCUACUUGCCCAACAACACGGACUCCGCGCUCCGACCCCAGUACCGCAACAAAGUCCAGAUUCACUACUUUGCGCCCAGCCCGCUGACCGACAUGUGUGUUUCGCCGUACCUGCUAGCCACCCUGGACCCCGUGUCUCAGCCCGUGUGGCCCCGGCCCGGCAGCAGCUUGCCCCAAGACAAACUGUCACCGCUGCUGGUGGUGCGUGUGAGCCAGGUGGACGAGACUGUGGGUGCGGCCGUCGUGCUGGUUUGCAGGGCGCAACAAUCCGCAAAGGAGACGGGAGCCCAAUGUUACGACGGUUUGGAUAACGACUGCGAUGGAUUGGUCGACAACUGCUGAGAGGGCAAGGCGUCCUUGCAGCGCUUCUGCUUCAGUCAUCAACCGAAGAGUCUCCAUGCCAUGCCCUUCCUGACGGCCAUCAUCCCAGCGUUCAUCGAGAAUCGUUAUGCACCAUGCCAAUUAAUGUGCCGUUUUGGUCAACGCAUGAUAAAGGCUGCCACGCAAUUUGUAUUGAAUGGCGACUGAUUCGUCCUCAUCAUCCCCCAACAGUCGAGGCAGAGAAGCCAUAGCUUCUAGAGUGUUGUUUGCUAGUUGAGUGGUGUUUGAUGGUAUGAGAGGGAUUGGUGAGGUUGGUGGUUAAAUUUGCUGGCCUUAAAGAUAUCUAGCUAUCUUCCGAGAUCAAUGAUUGGAGUAACGUUUAUACACCCGAAGAACGUAAAUUAGGUCCGGGUCUUCGUGUGUAUAUCUCGUCUUAGGGUGAGGUUGAUACGUUGCUCGUUGAGCAUUGCACCACAUUUUCCUAUUUUACAUGACUGCUCCUCUUGCCGUGAACAUCCUAGCGUCCUUUUAUCCACAUACACCUGUAGAUGUGUUAGGGUUGUUUGGGGCCUUUAACGUUUCAAAUUUUGGUUCAUUGUUAGAUGGGCAGUUUGCAAAGCAACAACAUACCAUGAAGAUAAGAGAAGAAAUAAGGCAUUCAUUGCUUACACCUUUGGUUCUGUGCCGUCUUCCAUCGGCUUGAUUUUUCUUCAACCCUUUCUUGACAUCCUCUCACUGUUACAGGUGCGGCUGACACACUGCCGAUAUUUUGUGUGCUUCCGUAUACAUGCAAACGAUUAUUCGUAACAACGUAUGUGGGCUGUGAGCCCUGAUCCAGUGUGAACCCAGAUGGGGCAUCGUUCGUACAUUUUUACGACUUGUUGUGUCGUCACUGUUGUAUGUACAUUUACGUACUGUGUGCGGAUUCAGCAUUGCAGCUUAUCUCGCAGUGUUUUAACGGGCAUACUACGUCGUCUGAUCAUCAGCACCAAGCCACACAGCUGCCGUGCACCAUGCCGUGCAUGCGCCCUGCAUGUCAUUGG
Messenger RNA from Astrephomene gubernaculifera, 3345 nucleotides. The record is from the annotation of a GenBank genome assembly. NCBI's taxonomy places the organism in Eukaryota, Viridiplantae, Chlorophyta, Chlorophyceae, Chlamydomonadales, Astrephomenaceae.